AUGGUCUUUGAAGCGGUAGAGGCUCUCAACGAUCGUAGAGGCGUGUCUCUGCACUCUAUCAAGAAAUAUCUCCGGGACAACAAGAAAGUCGACACCGAAGCGAAGGCGCUCUCCAUCAAGAACCACCUCAAAGCCUUUGUGGAGGAAGGGAAACUUGUUCAGUUAGCAGGCACGGGUGCGAAUGGGACCUUCAAGAUACCUGGAAAGAAGACCACGUCACAGAAAGCGUCCGCAUGCUCCAGGGUCGUCACCAAAGUUGCGAGCAGACCGAAGAUUGGAAAACUACCUUCGAGCAUUAAAGACCGCCAGAGUUUUAAGAAUGCAACAAAUAUGCACCAGAAAGUAUCGAAGAAGGCUCUGAAGGGGAAGAUGGGCAUGAAACGCCUGUAA
Molecule: messenger RNA, 390 nt
Organism: Penaeus vannamei (Pacific white shrimp)
Lineage: Eukaryota; Metazoa; Arthropoda; Malacostraca; Decapoda; Penaeidae
Product: histone H1
Biological process (GO): nucleosome assembly
Cellular component (GO): nucleosome
Molecular function (GO): structural constituent of chromatin; DNA binding
Source: RefSeq, a predicted model, not a curated record